AUGAUUACAUAUCCAGAAAUUGAUCCAGUUGCGCUUGAUCUUGGAAUUCUGCAGAUUCGGUGGUAUGGAGUUGCUUAUUUCGCUGGCAUAGUCGGCGCUAUAGUGCUGGGCAGGGUCAGAGCCUCUACUUCAUUAUCUCCGAUUUCCAAAACUCAGGUCACUGACCUGAUUCUCUAUAUCGCCCUUGGCGCAAUCCUCGGUGGACGAAUCGGAUAUUCAUUGUUUUACCAUUUCCUCCAUUACAUCACGAAUCCGAUUGAUAUAUUCAAAAUUUGGGAGGGUGGCAUGUCCUUUCACGGCGGAUUAUUGGGUGCCGCCGCUGGCGGUCUCAUUUUCAGCCGUAAAUUCAAAGUGUCAUUUAUUCGAUUGGCAGAUUUUGCAAGUCCGCUCUGUGCCAUCGGUUUUUUCUUCGGGCGAAUUGCAAACUUCAUCAAUCAAGAACUAUGGGGACGACCGACCGAAGUGGCUUGGGGCAUGAUUUUUCCAGUUGAUCCCCUACAGCUUGCAAGACACCCUUCACAACUAUAUGAAGCUGCUUUGGAGGGAGUCGCACUAUUUGCAAUACUAUGGCUUUAUUCCUCAAAACCCAAAGCAACAGGAGCUGUCACAGGGUUAUUUCUGACCUGUUAUGGGGCAUUUCGAAUAUUCGUGGAGUUGUUUCGCGAACCCGAUGCAGUUCCAGGAUUCAUCAUUUCCGACUGGGGGACAAUGGGACAGGUACUUUCCGUGCCACUUAUAAUUUUCGGUAUCAGCCUAUAUUUUCUAGCACAGAAAAACACGUUUGCCUCCAAGUGA
Geodia barretti is the source of this 795-nucleotide messenger RNA. NCBI's taxonomy places the organism in Eukaryota, Metazoa, Porifera, Demospongiae, Tetractinellida, Geodiidae. The record is from the annotation of a GenBank genome assembly.